Capronia coronata CBS 617.96 is the source of this 753-nucleotide messenger RNA. RefSeq lists its product as uncharacterized. Gene Ontology annotation, biological process: resolution of meiotic recombination intermediates; kinetochore assembly; replication fork processing. Gene Ontology annotation, molecular function: protein heterodimerization activity. Gene Ontology annotation, cellular component: FANCM-MHF complex; Fanconi anaemia nuclear complex. The transcript has a single exon. The record is from RefSeq and is a predicted model, not a curated record. NCBI's taxonomy places the organism in Eukaryota, Fungi, Ascomycota, Eurotiomycetes, Chaetothyriales, Herpotrichiellaceae. The coding region runs from base 1 to 753 and encodes 250 amino acids.
AUGGCUCCCACAGCUACAAAACGUGCAAGACCCUCGUUCUCACCUCCACGACCGGGAAAGUCGAAAGUGACCAAAUCAGUCAAACCCAGCAGUAUUAAUGGCCCAAACAAGAGGUCACGGAUCUCAAAUGGCGCAGGCCAGACGACCAGCAAGCAAGCACCCAAAAAGAAACAGAGGCGAAGAGGCACUGGAGGAACAUUGAAAGCGAUCCUCGGCGAUGAAGACGACAGCGACAGCGACAACGACAACGAGGCAGACCGAAGAGGACACCAGCAGUCAGAAGAACAGGAAGAAUCGGAGGAAGACGAGCCGGGAGUCUCAGAAGACAGCGACGAAGGCGAGCAGGAGGAUAACGAAGAUGAAGAUGAUGACGAGGAAGAGGAAGAGGAAGAGCAACCUCUAUCCCCUGAGGCUCCGUCGUCUCCUGAGCCAGAAUUCAUCCUGGCCGAAAUCACACAUACAGCAUCCAACGCAACGAAGUCUGUUGCCGGCUCUUCAGCGCCAGCGAUCCCUGUGCCGCUCCUCCACCGUAUCAUGCAGUCGCACUUUACGGAACCAGAGAAGACGAGCAUUGCGUCGGACGCGCGCGCCUUGUUCGGCACAUAUAUCGAAAUCUUCGUAAAAGAAGGUAUCAGGCGGUGCGUGGAGGAAAAGAAAGAGCGGGAGGGAGUUGGUGGAGGUGGUGUGGAUAGCGGAUGGUUAGAACUGGAGGAUCUGGAAAGCGUGGCGACACAGCUGUGUUUGGAUUUCUGA